This is a messenger RNA of Oncorhynchus masou masou (cherry salmon), 10623 nucleotides long. RefSeq names its product spermatid perinuclear RNA binding protein (gene strbp). Gene Ontology annotation, cellular component: precatalytic spliceosome. The coding region runs from base 706 to 2868 and encodes 720 amino acids. NCBI's taxonomy places the organism in Eukaryota, Metazoa, Chordata, Actinopteri, Salmoniformes, Salmonidae. The transcript has 19 exons. The record is from RefSeq and is a predicted model, not a curated record. Gene Ontology annotation, molecular function: double-stranded RNA binding; single-stranded RNA binding.
GCUGGUAAACGAUGGGGGAAAUGCCGUUUCACCAAUCCUCCAAUUAAGAAAAGCGCACAUUACCACGUCAACAAAGCCCCUUUCUAAAUUAUAAUAAGUGAACAGGGCGCUCGACAACCAGGGAAACGCACAUUUGACUGGAAGUACAGUAUCGGAGACAAUUAAGCGGGCAAUUACGCCGGUCGUCUAGCCAUCCUCCUGACAGUAAAAACCCGACGCUGGCGCUUGUUCAGCGCUCAUAAUGAAUUUAUCCCGUCCACGCCUGCGCAGUCACCAUUCAUCUUUGAAUCUCCUGCGAAGGAGAAAGCAGCAGGCGGCUCUCGCUGGUGUCUAGCUGGAGAGCGCUUUGACUGAACGUCUUGGAUUUGGUCCCGUCAACGAGAGUCAGAGCUGUGAAACUGUGCCUGGUAUCAACGCGUGUUUGGAUAUCUUUUCCCACUACAGUAACACUUCAACCGUAGAGGUUCCGAACCCAUCCUGAGACCGCAACACCGGGCCGCAGAGGGUCAAGAGGAAAGUACUGCGCAAGGUGAGACAGAGGGAAGCAGAUCAGGUCUGUAGGCAGGGGGCUCUGAGGGGAGCGUAUGAGGAGGAGUCAGAGAGCAGAGGAGACCCCUGACCUGUCCUGACAACACAGAGCUGCCCCGGCAACACACCCGGGCCACACAAGGAGACGGACAAGGAGCACCCACUCCUUUCGCAGGCAUGAGGUCCUUCCGUUCGUUCGGUAAUGAUGACCGUCACGUCAUGGCCAAACACUCCACCAUCUAUCCAUCGUCGCCUGAACUGGAGGCGGUCCAGACCCUGGUGUCCACCGUGGAGGGUGCCCUCAAACACGUCUCUGAUUGGAUAGACCAGAGCAAUGUCCAAUCGGUGCAGAGUAACAGCCAGGCAGACGCAGCAGCCGGCCAGACAGACGGCCAGCCGAACCCCACAGACAGCACAAUGACAGAGGCGGGUAGUGCUGACCAUGACGACGACCUUAACGACGACCCCGACGUUAGUCCCAGCGCCAGCCCAGAUGACUGCACAGACAGCGGUAGCAGGGAGCCCGGUGGAGGUGUGCUGUGUGGGGUGAUGAGGAUCGGCCUGGUGGCUAAAGGUCUGCUCAUCAAACAGGACAUGGAUCUGGAGCUGGUGCUGAUGUGUAGAGAGAAACCCACUGAUGCACUGCUGUGCACUGUCUGUGACAACCUGCCCCUGCAGAUACAAAAGUUAACCGAAGACAAGUAUGAGGUGCAGCGCUGUGUGCCAGAGGCAGCCAUCUUGGUGUGUAGUACGACAGAGCCAAAACUCACCCUGAAGGUCACCCUCACCUCCCCACAGAUGAGAGAGGACAGCGACACGGACGAACAAGUGGAGGGUGUUGAGCUGACAGACCCGGCAGACAUGCUGGACAGGCACAGAUGCCUGGUGGCCCUGGCGGCUCUGCGACAUGCCAAAUGGUUCCAGGCCAGAGUAAACGGGUUGAAGUCGUGUGUCAUCAUCCUCAGGAUCCUGAGAGACAUGUGCAAUAGACGGCCAGCCUGGGAGCCGCUGAAGGGAUGGCCCCUGGAGCUGAUCUGUGAGAAGGCCAUAGCCACGUGUAACCGGCCGCUUGGUGCAGGGGAGGCCCUCCGUCGGGUCAUGGAGUGUCUCGCCUCAGGAAUCCUCCUUCCAGGAGGACCAGGGUUACACGACCCGUGUGAGAAGGAGCUGACCAACACCCUAACGGCCAUGACAGACGAGGAGGCAGAGGCCAUCACAUACAGCGCACAGCACGCUCUGAGACUGAUGGCGUUCGGUCACAUCUACAAGGUGCUGGAGAUGGACCCUCUCCCCUCUAGUAAACCCUCCCAGAAGUACCCCUGGUCAGACAGGGAGGGCUCAGGGCUGAAGAGGCCCUACGAGGAUGGGCCCACGGACGACAAAGACCUCAUCAAGAAGAUGAAGAGGAACCUGAGGAAAGUCCUCGACAGCAAAGCAAUAGACACCAACCAACCAAUGAAUGCGCUGAUGCGUCUGAAUCAGAUACGUCCAGGUCUGCAGUACAAGCUGCUGUCCCAGUCCGGCCCGGUCCACGCUCCUGUCUUCACCAUGUCUGUAGACCUAGACAGCACCGUCUACGAAGCCUCGGGCUCCUCCAAGAAGACCGCCAAGCUGCAUGUCGCUGUCAAGGUUCUGCAGGCGAUGGGUUACCCCACAGGGUUCGAUGCAGACCUGGACUGCAGUGCAGACGAGAAGUCGGACGGAGAGGGGAAGAGCGAAUCAUCAACACACUCAAGCAAUAACACAGCACACUCAGACAACUCAAAUACACUGGAGGUCCGAACUCAGGGUCCUAUUCUGACGGCCAGUGGUAAGAACCCCGUCAUGGAGCUGAACGAGAAGCGCAGGGGUCUGAAGUACGAGCUCAUAUCAGAGAGCGGGGGCAGCCACGACAAACGCUUCGUCAUGGAGGUGGAGGUGGAUGGUCAGAAGUUCCGCGGGGCGGGGCCUAAUAAGAAGGUGGCGAAGGCUUCGGCUGCGUUGGCUGCUCUGGAGAAACUCUUCUCUGGCCCCAACGCCGCCGCCGCCAACAACAAGAAGAAGAAGAUCAUCCCACAACAUGCCACGAAAGGAGCCCUAGCUGCAGCGGCAGCCUCAGCAGUAGCAGCCCAGGUGGCCAGAGGGAGAGGUCGAGCGGCGGCCCUGACCAGAGGAGCCUUCGUCAGCGCUGCCGCACCAGGGUACACACAGAUACCAGGCUUCGGGACUCCAUAUGGAUACAGUGCUGCAGCCGCCCCAGCCUACGGUGGUCUUUUCAUUGACAAUCCUUUUUACCAGCCUCGGACCAUCGCACCAUUUAUUAUUCAUUUGGGUCCUCAAGAUCUCUUCUCUGACUUCUAGAACCAUCAGGUUGUGUGGCUUCUAAACUGUCGUACCUACAGUCCCGCUAAGGAGCUUGACCUUUGACCCAGCAGGCUGUCUGUCCGUCUCCCACCGUACGGUACAGAGCCAGCGAGCGGUCAAACCGAACUCCUCUCACUCUGUUCUGUCUCCUCACAACCCAAAUCAAAGGAAACAAACCUUAAAAAAAGCAAUACUUGAUUUGACUUUUUUGACUCUCAGCUGCAUCAAAACUGAAGGCUGAGUACCUUGGUCUUUUAGUCUCUUUCUUAUAUAGCAAUACUACACCUGAACUUUUUGGCUUCAAGCUUACUUGAGAUGAUGACGUGAAUGUUCAAUUGAGUCUUACCCAAACACAGCAUUGCAAUAGGUCAUUUCAACUGUAUAUUCACUGUGUGUAUGUAUGUGUGGCUAUACCAUGGAAUAUAUGCAUAUAUGUGUAUGGUAUGUGUUCCUAGAAAUAUAUAUAUUACAUGUGCUGAAACUAUUUAGGGUGUACGCGUGUGUAAAUAUGAUAUACUUAUUGUUGGUAUAAAUUAUUUUAGAAUUACAAAAGUGAAAUGUAAUUAUAAUCCCACAGUAUAGCUUUCUUCUUCUUCCAGUUUUAUAUACACUAAGCAAUUUACUCUACUCUAGUACUAGGACAAUGCAAUAUGAAACGUGUUUCUUAAUUAACCUGUGCUCACAGACUAGCGUAGUGAUGCUUCCUUUUCUUUUACCCCGAUGUCUAUCUCAUCUGAGCCUUUCUGGACACGCUCAAGUCUCUCUGGUCUAAGGCUCGCUAGCACAGCCCGGUCAGUCGAGAGUCGCUCGCUCACUCAACCUAGCAACCCUACCGCCCUCUCUAACACACACACACACACUUCCUAUGUGACAGCACACACAUUACUUUCCUGUUGACUUCCGGUCAGAAAGCACACUUCUCUACUCAGUGGAACAUUUCUCAUUGCUCCACUGCUAACAGGCGUACGCUAGUGGAGGUUGCUGGGGGGGGGGGGGGCUCAUAAUAAUGGCUGGAACGGCGCGGACGGAAUCGCGUCAAACACAUGGAAACCAUGUGUUCGAUGUAUUUGAUACCAUUCCACUGAUUCCUCUCUAGUCCUUACCCCGAGCCCGUCCUCCCUGAUUAAGGGGCCACCCUGUACUGUACUGCUCUAUCGGUACUCUACGUGCAUACAGACUAUCCUUAUAAUAACCUGGGGGUCUGUUGGACAACUAGAGUAUCUGAACACUGAAACCUCCUCACAGGACUACAUUACUCAGAGGACCAGCCACAGUCCUCUCUCUCUCUCUGGCCUACAGCAUAACGUAGGACCAAAAGCACAGUUCACAGUUUGUUAGCUUGUAGAGGCGGUGGGUGGCCCUGUGACGGCACCACCGCCUGCUCCCCCCCCCCCCCCAUGCACACGUCAGUCACCCUUCCGUUGCUGCGCAAAGGGCUUAGUUCACAAUCCGUUUGUACAACUGUUGUACAAUGUGCAGGCAAACUCACGAAAAGGGGUAUUUUGGAUCACAACCAAUGUGUCAAAUGUAUUAUGCAUCGGUUUGGACUACGUAAAGCAUGCUACUCGGACAAUCCAACACACAGGGCCCACUGCUGCAUGUCAACACAGUCGCAGACCAACCAGCCUUGCCACCAUGGAACAGUCCAACCACACGUGAAUAGCUACAUCUAAUUCGACGGAUAGUCCGACAUUAUACACGUUUAUAUCUCUACUGUAGAAAGACAGACGGGACCCAGUCGUUUCAUAACCCCCCCCCCGCUUUACCCUCUCUAGUAUAUAGUAUAAUAUACUACCUAUAGUAUGCAGUAUGCUAUAUCUAACUGAGAAGGUGAAGCCAUAGUAAGCUGUAGUUGAUAUUAUAUGAGUUUGUGUGCGGUUAAAUUAGCGUAUGGUGGUGAAGUCAAACUACAGUGCCUAGCAAGAUUUACCAACCCAGCAUCAAGGCCAUAUUACCUGGUCUUGAAUAAGUGGACAUCUUAUAUCAGGAUGAGUCACUACAACCGUCCUGUAUCCAGAUGGAUGGAUCACAAGGUAAAUGAAUGUUGUUGUUCUUUAAAGCUUAUUUAUAUGAAAGCUGCUAAAAAUGUUAAAUCAACCCCCCCCCCCAAAAAAAAUCUGCAUUUUGCUAGUGCAUUCUCCAAAUCACUUUUGUGUUUUUCAAAUAGAGGCGCUCGGCUGAUAGAUCAUGUGGUUAUGGGUAUGUUUGUGACAACUGGCACAAUACCCAUCCAAAAGGGAAUGUACGGUUUUAAGGUAUGCUCGUAUUUGAAUGUCCCGAAACAUUGAAGCAUAGCUUUAUAGCACUGGUUGGUGGGUCAAAUCUUUUCACAAACACACACGGUACUGUAUGUAUUUAUGUAUGUAGCUUCAGUUGGUGAGAGCUUCUGAUGUUUUGUCCUCAUCACUUUUUGGGAUGUUCAACAACUGCGGUCAGAAGGAAACUGCUGAAAUAUUGCAGGAAGUACAUCUAAUGCUUUGAUUCUUCUUCCUUGAUCUUCGUGGCAGUUUGAUCUUCAGUGUUUUUGUCAUUUUAAAUGUUGUUCUUUUUAUUUUAUUUUUUUUAAAUAAUGUGGGAAAGCUAUUGAGCCUCAGUGUAACUUUCAAGACGAAUAACUUACAGGAUUUCAACCCUGGUGGGGCCAUACUUGUGAACUUUUUCUCAGUCUCAAAAUGCACAUCAGCCAAUUAAAAUGGUUGAGGUACACCGACUAUACCAAACCUUAGGAACACCUUCCUAAUAUUCAGUUACACGACUUCAGUUCGUCAGGGCAUGGAUUCUACAAGGUAUCGAAAUUGUUCCACAGGGAUCCUGGCCCAUGUUAACGCCAAUGCUUCCCACAGUUGUGUCAGGUUGGCUGGAUGUACUUUGUUUGGUGGACCAUUCUGGAUACACACGGGAAACUGUUGAGCGUGAAAAACCCAGCAGCGUCUGGCACCUACUACCAUACCCCGUUCAAAGGAACUCAAAUCUUUUGUCUUGUCCAUUCACCCUCUGAAUGGCACACAUACACAAUCAAGGCUUAAAAAAUCCUUCUUUAACCUGUCUCCUCCCCUUCACCUACACUGAUUGAAGUGGAUUUAACAAGUGACAUCAUAGGAUUCACCUGGUCAGUCUGUCAUGGAAAGAGCAGGUGUUCUUAAUGUUUUGUAUACUCAGUGUAGUUGCAAGUGAUGAAACACUACACAUUAGCUGUUCCCAUAACAUAACCUGGCACAUUUAGCCCUAUUUAAACCUUGGCAUGUGACACUGAUUACUUCCUGUAACAAAUUCUGCGUCAUACUAUCAAAGAUCUUUGACUUAAUAUCCACCAACCAAUGGCACUUCUUAAAUGUGUCAAUUUGGCCACCAGAAGGAUAUUUUCAACCUCCAACCUCCAAGGUUUACUUUUGUUCUGCUUGGUGUGUCUCAAGUGUAGAGUGCCAAUUGCACGAUGCACCCUUGACUAUGCUAUUGGCGUUAGACAAACAGUCCAAAGAGCUGUUGGACUUGUCAAAUAGCUGUCAUCGUUGCUGUUUGGGGACACACAUUGCUAAAGCGGUUGACUCUAAAAUUACAGUGCACAUUAACUGUGGGUUCGAAGCCCCGUUGCGUCAAAACAUUUUUGUUAAGGAAAUCUAUGUUCACUGCUGGUCCUCGAUGCGCGAUUCAAAUAACCAAAUUGACAAAGUGGAUGAUUAUAAUAAUGCAUAAUAAAAUGUUGUACAUGUAAGUCCAGCCUACACGCCUAAAUAAAUAAAUAAUAAAUAACGAUUAUUUAUGUAGCAGUGCCAGGAGCCUGUGUGUCAGUCUGCAAGAGGGACUCCAACAAGAAGCUCCUCAUUAAAUGUAUUCGUAAUAGAAAUUGACAAGGUUUUGUCUGCACUUCUCUUGUCAACACACAAACUGUAAUUCUACAUUUCAAGGCGGGGAGGGGCGACGACGACUAGUGUUGAGAUUCAAACCCUUGCAACAUUUACACAGAGAGCUAUUUGACCAGUCACUCAAACACACAUGAUCUAGUUGCUUUGAUGAUCGCAACAUGCCUGUUGGACUUCCGUUAAGGACGCGUUCGUGAACAAGUGUUGGAUCACGUCCCAAUCCACAUCAGCGAUUUUAAUUGGCUGAUACGGAAAUUGAACCAGAUGUUAUGAUACUGAUGCUUUUCUCGCCACAGACUGUUUGUUUACGUUUCUACCAUUGUGGCAAGAUGGAGUAGACCUACGGUGGUCGAGUCGGGGACAACAGUUGUUGACAGCUGUAGCGUUGUAGUUAAGCCUAACCCCCCCCCUUCUUAACCUUAACUUCAUUCUCCUAACCUGCUGCGUUAGUUAUCCUUAAAAACCAAUCAUCAGUGUCGCCGCAUGGGGUAUAAUGACGGGUAGCUGUGCAGGUUAGCAGAGGAUAAAGUCUGCCAGGUUAUCUGAUAAGAACAGCUAAUGUCGAGCGUUUGAUCAAUUGGCUGGUGUGCAGUUUGAGACGGAGAAAAAGUUUAAACCUGUUCUGAUGUUCGCCAGUACGGCCCCGGUAAGUCUUAACUGACAUCACGGGUAAGUUGUCGUUGAGAGUUAUACGCGUUUAUUGAGGUAGAGAACUUUUUUUUUUUAAGUCUGAACAUCAAAUAAAAGAUCAAACUGAACUAAACUAUCUCCACAUUUACAAGUUUUCAGAUUUGUGUUUACUGUGGUUUAUAAUCUGUAGUUGUCAAACACACAAUCCCCUUUCAGAUCUGAAGUGUUCAGGUGUACCAGUAUUUGAAUGUCUUCGCCUGCAACUUGACCUAAAGACCUUUCUCUUCAGGAAGGCUUCCUGUUGAUCAUUGUGCUCCCUGAGUGUCCUUGUCUCUUGUAGCAUCAGCUGUGUUCUUUGUCUAGUUGUGUCCAUUUUUUUGUCAUUGUUGAUUAUAAUGAAAAGCGCUUCACAGAUGUAAUUUGUUAUGAACUAAUCACUCCUAUUGAUUACAUGAUAGACAAUCACUCCUAUUGAUUAGUCUUUCUGGUAUCCUAUUGAUUACACCAUAGACAAUCACUCCUGUUGAUUAGUCUUCGGGUACAAGUCUCUCAUUGAGAACGUGUAUAACAACAACCCAUGCAGAGUUAGACUCUAAACCAAAGCCUCACAUUGAAAUGAAAAAACCCUGCAGGGGAUAGUCCAUCCAAGAACCAAUGGGAUAUUCCAAUUGGUGUUCUUGGAUGAGAGGGUUUAGUCCCAUGACUGCCUGAACACCAUAUGAUACAAGCAUCACUUGUGGUGGUGCUGCCAGGCUGGGUUGGCAUGGAGAGACUCCCCUAUCCCAUCGCUCAGAGCAGCCAGCCAGCAGCAGAGCUGAGAGUCUUAAUUAAAGUAUCAAUCUUUUUUUUUUUUUGUACCUCAAUCUUUGUUUUCCUACCUUUUUGAGAAUGAAUGCGUUUGUCUUCUGAAUUCAAAUUCAGGCUUUACAGAUGGAAAGCCAGUGGUCGGGGUGAAAAUCUUUAAAACUUCCCCGUCAAUACAACAAUCUGCUCUCCCCGAGGGCUGUGUGUUGUGUUGAGACAUGCUAAGGCCAGAUGGCCCACAUAAAUAAUAGGCUACUGGACAUCAUCCUUCACUGAGCGUUGGUUGGCUUUUAAUUUCCCCCUGGAAUCGUCCCAGGCUAAUGAUCCAUGCCUCUGCUCCCUAAGGUGGGCCAGAGUGCAGAACACCUCCCUGCUUAUCAGGAGCAUACACUGGGUUCAAAUAAUUUGACAGAAUUUGAAAUACUUAAACUGAGCUUAAUUAUUCUAUUGCCCCCGGCAAGCUCAAUCGCAAAAGUGCAAACCCAGCCCAUCUGGCACUCCAGACAGGCUAAAGCAAACAUUACAAAUAUCUAAAAGAUAUCAAAUAGUAUUUGAACCCAGGUCUGGCUGGUAGUGUAGUGGAGAGAGCAGAUUGCCUCACUUAGUGCUUCUCAAUGGGCAGAUUGCAGUAUUUCCUAUAAUAUAUUAGAUCUCGGCGAUGAGAAGACCAGGCAGAAUAUAUAAAUGGAUUGAAAUAUAUUGCAAUAAUGACGAUGCCUUUGAGUUAGGACACUAAGGAAAAUGGUUAAGUGGCUUGUCGUCGAUGAACAAUGAUUGUGUUCUUUUGAAUUAUACAUUGUUUGAUUUGUGUGACGGAUUGUAUAAUAUAACCUCGUCCCUACCGACUUCCCCUGAACUGUCCCUGAUAGGUCCUCCUCCUUGACAUAGGAAAAUGGGACACAACAAGCACAAAACCACAUUGACCAUAAUUCCACCGCAUCCUACUCAGGACCCACCGGAAACACACACACGCCGGAGUUAUUUCCAGCCCACCUCAAAACACCCAUCCUCAUCAUCGUCGUCAGGCAGUACAAUAAUAAAACACAAGGUAAAAAGACGGGGGUUCCUACGGGGCUCUACCACCCCAGCUCAACGAUUGUAUUUAGUGCAAGCCACAAGCUGUUACUGAAGAUGUACUACAGGAACGGAGCCAUUUGAAUGACUCUUCCCCCCCCAUAACCAUGUACCUUGGUGCUUAAUGGCCUGUAGCUGUGUAUAUAGUUAUUUUGAGUUGUUUACUUAUAUAUGUGGAAGUCUUCUACAGUUCUUAAUGUUUUACUGAGAGAGAAGGGGACCGGUGUGUGAGACUGGGGACUCGAUUAAAUCCCUACCGCUGAAGUUCAGCGCUAUGGCGCGAUUGACAUUUAAAGGGAACGCUUUCAUGUUCGUGGCGACUGCAUGCACCGCUGCAUAUGCCGCCUCCAAUGGGAAAUGACCUUCACAUUUGAAUCGCGCUACAGUGCUGAACUUGUAUGAUACGGAUCGACUCGAGCCCUAUGAACAAUUUAGAAAACUGGGAAUUCAAUUUGCGAGCCUGCAGCAGCUCUGAAACAGGAGUCGGAUCUGGUUACGCCCGGCGAGAGCGAGGUUCGCAAGAUUUUAUUGCUGAACUGAACGUUUUCGCCGCCUGUCUGUGCUCUAGGUAGCUGCAGCGCAUAGUUCAGGGUUAAGUCGGUCACAGUAUGGGAGAUGGGCUUUCCACUUGUGACAGACUAUCACUUGUUACAAGCUCGCUCUCGAGGAUCUCAGCCCAUCAGUGUUGUCCAAUAUCCUGACUGUCGAUCGAAGCUUUUUGGUUCUGAAUGUACACCGUUGUUGUUGAGUAGAAUGUAUAACCAUAGCAGAGCUACAGUACUUGCAUUUUUGUAGAGACACAUAUAAACAAAUAUAUAUGAUAAACAUGUAUACAUCUAUAAAUCUUUUUUAAACUACUUGUGUGUGAGUCAUUUGGGCACUUCCUGCCUGGUUUGUGUUUACAUUUUUAUUUCUAAAGUUCUUUGAGCCUGGCGUCUUCUGAGUGCCGGACUCCUCCCCUCAUCUUUCUGUAAAUAGAAUCUUCCACUUAAGUUGAAUUAUUUUGACUACGGAGUUAUAUUUGUGCCAUUUAAAAUCAAGUAAAGGUUUAGCAUUUUAUUGGCACAAAAGUAACUCCAUAGAAAGCAGCCUAACUUGUCGGGAGUUGUGUGCCUCUCGCACUUUGUUCGAUCACGCGGCAUCAAAUAAAUGAUCCAUUUGAGUUAUAAAGUCACUAUCAACAAGGUGGUCUAAUGCAAAGCGACGACUGUGCACAAACCUCCGAGCGAGCGGCGCUUCAUUCAAAAUGACGGCAGUAGAUGUUUUCUAGCUGUGGUAUUAAAUUAUUAGUCGCAAAAUCACCAUGGUGAUAUGUAUUUUGUCACUGUAUUUGCCAUAAUUUAUGCUUGACAAAAUAAUAAUAAUAAAAAAGUACUGAAUCUUC